GACUGCAUCUGUGUGGUGGAAAUACUACCCACCUCCUCCCGGCCCCGCGCUCAGCGCCACUGCCUGCCGCUACCACCCGCCACGCCACGGGGCAGCUUGGAAUAGGCUGGGGCCGGCGCCGGCCCCGCUGCACAUCAGGGCGAGAGAGCCUGGAAGGCGUUUUCCAGCGCACUAAAUGGUUGUCAGCUUGUAAUACCUGCUCAUCCCCAGCCCUGUGCCUUUUAAUAGAAUUCCGGAGUGGGGAAGACGGCUUUUGUGUGUAUUACUUUGUGACAGCCUGACCAUUAUGUUGGAAUCUAAACCGAGCUGCCCGGGUGAUUGAGAGGUGUCACACCGAUACUCCCACGACGCCAGAGGGUGUAGGAGGGCCGGCUGAAAGCCAGCGCGCGGCCGGGAGCGCGCGGUUGCCUCCUCUCCCGGGCCGGGGCCGCCCUGCCCAGCGCUCGCGCCCCGGCCGCCCCGCAGCCAGGAGCUUCCCGGAGGCCCAGGCAGGCGGCGCAGCGGGCGAUCCCCGAGCGCCCGCAGCGGAAAAGGCACACCAUCCCCGGCUCCCGGAGGCUGCGGCGGCGAUGGAGGCCUCCUGGCUCGAGACGCGCUGGGUGCGGUCCUUGUACCUGGCCUUCGUGUUCUGCCUGGCUCUGGGGCUGCUGCAGGCCAUCAAGCUCCACCUGCGGAGACAGCGGCUGCAGCGGGACCUGCGCUCCUUCCCCGCGCCCCCGGCACACUGGUUUCACGGGCACCAGCAGUUUCUUCAGGACGAGAACAUGGAGCAGCUGGAAGAGUUCAUGGACAAGUACCCUUGUGCUUUCCCUUGCUGGGUGGGGCCCUUCCAGGCUUGUCUCUUUAUCUAUGACCCAGAGUAUGCAGAGACGGUUCUGAGCAGGACAGAUCCCAAGUCCCAGUACCUGUCCAAGUUCAUGACUCCAUGUCUUGGAAGAGGACUCGGGAACCUAGAUGGGCCCACGUGGUUCCAGCAUCGCCGCCUUCUGACUCCGGGCUUCCACUCUAACAUCCUGAAAACCUACGUUGCGGUGAUGGCUCGCUCUGUGAACACCAUGCUGGGUAAGUGGGAGAAGAUUGGCGGUGCUCAGGACACAGCCGUGGAGGUCCAUGAGCACAUCAACUUGAUGGCCCUGGACAUAAUCAUGAAAUGUGCUUUUAGCAAGGAGACCAACUGCCAGACAAACAGCACCCAUGAUCCUUAUGUAAAAGCAAUGUUUGAACUGGACAAAAUCCUAUCUCACCGUUUCUACAACUGCUUGCAUCACCAUGACAUAAUUUUCAAAUUCAGCCCUCAGGGCUAUCACUUCCAGAAGUUGAGCCAAGUGCUGCGUCAGUACACAGAACAGGUCCUCCAAGACAGAAGGAAAUCCCUCCAGGGUGGGGUGAAGCAGGCUAGCGCUGGGAAGACGGAGUACCAGGAUUUCCUGGAUAUUGUCCUUUCUGCCCAGCGCGAGAAUGAAGACAGCUUCUCGGACGCUGACCUGCAGUCUGAGAUGAAUACAUUCAUAUUGGCAGGGCACAGUACCACGGCCGCGAGCCUCUCCUGGUUUCUCUACUGCCUGGCUUUGAACCCUGAGCACCAGGAAAGAUGCCGGGAGGAGAUCAGGGACGUCCUGGGGAACGGGUCUUCCACCACCUGGGAGCAGCUGGACGAGCUGUGCUUCACCUCAAUGUGCAUCAGCGAGACGUUCCGCCUGUUUCCUCCAGUCCCGGCCGUUUCCAGAGAACUCAGCAAGCCCCUCACCUUCCCGGACGGCCGCGCGCUGCCUGCAGGAAUGAUCGUGGUCCUCAGCAUCUGGGGUCUUCACCACAACCCUGCUGUCUGGAAGAACCCAAAGGUGUUCGACCCUUCGAGGUUCUCUAAGGAGAAUUCUGCUCAGAGACAUCCUCAUGCCUUCUUGCCAUUCUCAGCUGGUUCACGGAACUGCAUCGGGCAGCAGUUCGCCAUGCUCGAGUUGAAGGUGGCCAUCGCCUUGAUUUUGCUCCGGUUCAAAGUGGCCCCAGCUUCCCCCACGCCUCUGGCCUCCUCCAACCACGUCAUCCUCAAACCUAAGAAUGGGAUCCACUUGCGCCUGCAGAAACUCCCUGCAUGUCCAAUCCCAGGGUAUGGUGAUUAAAUGCAUUUUGUUUUCAAGUUAAAUUCACAGCUAAUAGCCCAGGCAAAUGCAGGGCAACCAAAGUGUCCUGGGAGAGUGGGGGUGGGGAGGCAAGGGCACCUUGGGAGCAGCCUGUUAUGCAAACACACUUUUAAGUAACGUGGAGUGAUGCCCGUGUCUGUUUCCGUGUGACUGUGGGAGAGUUUUGGAUUUUUUCUGUUGGAGUCUGACUACUGUUAGUGCCAUAUACCAAGCACUUUGUCAGGUGACUUCAGUGUAUUUUCUGUUGCUUUUAAAGUAGUUUUCAGAGUCCCACAGGUGGGGGGGGGGGAGGUGUGUAAGUUCACCGUAAACUAUUUGCAAUAUUAGAAAAGCACUUAGAAGGCUGAAAAUCCCACUUCACCAAGCCUACAUUCCAUACUCUGACCAAGUCUCUCCCAAAACCAAUGCUUUUCCUAAAACAGAAUAUUUUCGUGUGCAUUCUUUCAGACUUUUUCCAGAAUGUUCCAUGUGUACAUAUGUAUGUAUGUGUUCUUAUAAAGGCAUUAUAUCUGCAUUGUUCUUGGUUUUUCACUAAAUAAAAACCCACCUCAUUCCUUAA
Oryctolagus cuniculus (rabbit) is the source of this 2700-nucleotide messenger RNA. RefSeq names its product cytochrome P450 family 4 subfamily X member 1 (gene CYP4X1). NCBI's taxonomy places the organism in Eukaryota, Metazoa, Chordata, Mammalia, Lagomorpha, Leporidae. The record is from RefSeq and is a predicted model, not a curated record. Gene Ontology annotation, molecular function: iron ion binding; oxidoreductase activity, acting on paired donors, with incorporation or reduction of molecular oxygen; monooxygenase activity.